This is a messenger RNA of Emericellopsis atlantica, 1015 nucleotides long. RefSeq names its product Tim17/Tim22/Tim23/Pmp24 family-domain-containing protein. Gene Ontology annotation, cellular component: peroxisomal membrane. The record is from RefSeq and is a predicted model, not a curated record. The transcript is spliced from 5 exons. Bases 243 to 920 code for a protein of 225 amino acids. NCBI's taxonomy places the organism in Eukaryota, Fungi, Ascomycota, Sordariomycetes, Hypocreales, Bionectriaceae.
GCAAGCGGCAUGCCAUCCAUGGACCAUCUCCAACCACGACAAGACGUCCAUUCUCCAUCCCCCAGUCUUGCUCCAUGAUUGCUUCAUGAUACCUACUGCGAAGCUUCGCGUUCUGCCCUGAACGCUACUCCACAGCCUCGUCGACUGGACCUCCCAAGACCUACGCGACUGCCAUUCACCCAUCCAUCCAUCUGCAGCCGCUACCAGCCGAGGCGCAACUCACCACCGCGCUCACCAUCACCAUGGCCUCCACCCUCGACGGCAUCAAGGCCGCCCUCGAGCAGAUUGUCCGCGACCCCAAAUACCACGACGUCCUCUCCCUCGUCAAGACUGCCCGCAAUGGCGCCGUGUACGGGACCAAAGUGCGCUUUCCCCACGCGCUCGUCAUGAUCUUUCUUUUCCGAUCGGGAACCUUUCGACAAAAAGUCGGCCUUGUGCUGCGCGCAACGAGACACCACGCCUCCAACCUGGCCCGCUUUGCCAGUAUAUACAAGCUCACCAUGAUGGCGCUGAAGCGAUUCGGUCCCACGCCCGGCAAGGAAGGUCCCUACGACUCCUUCUUCGCCGGCCUCCUGGGCGGCUACUUUGUCUUUGGCGGCCGCUCCCCGCGCACGGGCAAGAUCUCCUCGGUCAACCAGCAGAUUGUCAUCUACAUCUUUGCCCGCGUCGCCCUCGCGCUCGCCCGCAUCGCCGUCAAGCCGGGCCACGGCCUGCCCCUCGUCUCCGCCGAGCCGCUGCACUCCAGGAUCAGCUACUACGCCUGGCCGGCGUUUGCCAGUCUCAGCUGGGGCGCCGUCAUGCUGCUGUUCAAGCACCACCCCGAGGACCUGCAGUCGAGCCUGCGCAGCAGCAUGACGUACAUCUACAAGGACUGCGACAGCUGGGAUGACCUGCGCACGUUGGUGUGGCACAACAAAUAGAGCGGGGGUUUUAACACUAUCUAGACUUUUCAUGCCUUGGACUGGAUGCACUUUUGGAUAUUCGAUUGGCGUUUGAUGGGCUUUGCAUGGCCAAC